Molecule: messenger RNA, 417 nt
Organism: Fragaria vesca subsp. vesca
Lineage: Eukaryota; Viridiplantae; Streptophyta; Magnoliopsida; Rosales; Rosaceae
Exons: 1
Coding region: 1-417 (138 amino acids)
Biological process (GO): DNA integration
Molecular function (GO): nucleic acid binding
Source: RefSeq, a predicted model, not a curated record
AUGGAUAAUGGGACACAGUUUGAUAACGACACCUUCAGAGAAUUCCUGUCCAAACAAGGAACCACAAUUUUCUAUGCCUCCCCAGCACAUCCACAGACCAAGCGCCGAGUGAAACCCUUAAACAAGCUCAUCAAGCAAAACUUGAAGAAACGCUUGGAAGAUGCCAAAGGAUUGUGGGUUGCCAAGCUCCCGGAGGUCCUCUGGACACUUCGUACCAUCCUAACAACAGCUACAGGUGAAUCCCCGUACCUCUUGUUCUAUGGCACCGAGGCAGUAAUUCCUAUGGAAAUAGAGGUCCCAAGUGAACGUGUCACGGCAUAUGAUCCCGAGAUGAACGUCACGGGAUUAAGACUUAACAUGGAUCUCCUGGAAGAGCGCCGAGACAAGGCACACCUCAGGAAUGUCAACUACAAAUAG